This is a messenger RNA of Corythoichthys intestinalis (scribbled pipefish), 4844 nucleotides long. Its product is annotated as inositol monophosphatase 1-like. Gene Ontology annotation, biological process: signal transduction; inositol metabolic process; phosphatidylinositol phosphate biosynthetic process. The transcript has 12 exons. The record is from RefSeq and is a predicted model, not a curated record. NCBI's taxonomy places the organism in Eukaryota, Metazoa, Chordata, Actinopteri, Syngnathiformes, Syngnathidae. Gene Ontology annotation, molecular function: inositol monophosphate 1-phosphatase activity. Bases 3881 to 4762 code for a protein of 293 amino acids.
ACCUUGUAAAUCUGCACUGCCCCCUAGGGCCUGGCAUGAAUACUACAUCGUUUUCAUGCGGAAUUGCACAUUGUUCGAAUGGAAACGAAACCAUGUAGAUGCACCUUUGAAAUUUUUCGUCUUCUCGGAGAGUCACCGUGUAAACAGCCCCUAAAUGUCUAAAAAAGUGCAGUAUGAGAGCAGUUUUAAGAUCUUUAUUAAAAAAAAAAAAAAAAAUUCUUCCCAAUAUUUUUGGGUUAUUAAAAAAGUGGUGUGAAACGCAUAUUGUAAGGUUUUUUUUUGUUUUUUUUUUUGGUAAUGGCGUAAAUGUAACUCUCAAAAAACAUACUAAUAUACAUUUUUAAAUGAAUGAAAAAGUUAAUUUACAGACAUACAUUCGUAGUUGUGUUUUGUUGAGAAAAAACAAUUUUUAUAAUAUACAUUUUAAGAUUUAAUUAGGAAGACACCACGGCUGUGUGUGACUAUCAUGAUGAUUGAUUCAACCAUUUGUUGUUGCAUUGUUUCUCAUGGUAGUCUUUAAUGUACAUGCUAUGCUAGCAUGCAUAGGUUUCGGUCGUGUGACAGAGCUUACAGGAAUGCCACGAGGAAAUACUCCACCACUGGGCCAGCCUGACUUUGACUUUCACCAUGUACAAGAUAGCCAGCCUGGUUUCUGCUGUUUUGGCUGGAUUUCAAAAUCGAAGCCAGAGGUAGGGCUAAAAAGCAAGGACCAAAUCUGAAUGAACCAGCUACAGACGUAUGGAUGUGAUGCACACACAACGCGACUGACACUCUCAAAGUUCUAGUGUUGUAGUUCACAUACAGUCAUGGCAUGAAGUAAAAUGAGUGCACCAGUGAACCAUAACUGUUGUCUGCCAUUUUUGUGGGGAAAAUCUAUGAGUACAUGGUGAAUUGUUGUGUACAGUACUGGUUUUUGAAAAGAGAACAAAUGCUGAAAAUUGGUUGAAAGAUUUGCAGAGUUACUCUGCGUUGGACUCCUGCACUUUUAGACAUUGUACAAGCAGUAGCAGGACGCUGAAAAAAGUGCUAUUGACUGGAUGCAGAGGUAAAAAGAAGAGAAUGCGUAAGACCUCUCUUGAUCCUGUGAUGGCCUACGCUCUGCCCUUGCAGCCCGCCAGCGCCUCCUCUUUCUGAGGGGCCUCGUACAGGCCUGACUGUGGUCAAUCUGUGGCUCACACCUGCCAAGGGGUGUUGGGUGACUGUUUGGGGACCACUGCAGCGUUGGGACUCAAUGGUGCGAGGGGUCCCUGCGUGUCCCUGAGUAGGGAUGCGCGGACUGGACUGGGGGGCAAUGGUGUGGUCCCACCACAGUUCUAUUGGGGUAUGGUUGAGGCGUUUCCUUGGAGUAUCGCUCUGUUUACAGAGCCAUGGAUGGUUCCUCAUUGACAAGCUCUGUCCCUGUGCAGCAAUUCCUUUCAUUUUUUUUUGUAAAAAAAUAGAACAAUUGACUAAUCCUCAUAAUAUGGGCUCCUACCUCACAUCAAAUGCACUGCUAACACUCACCCCAACUUGCCAUACCCUUAAAUUUCCUGCUGCCCCUUUUCAUGCCCUAUCUACUAGCUAGUGUCCGUCUUCCUCACAGGGUGUCCCCUCAGUUGAUGAGAUUGAUGAUUUUGUUACGAUCUCUAUUAUCAGGGAGUUUAUACAAAUAUUCACUGAUGAAUCUGUGCUCCUAUUCCCUCUGUUCAUUGUCUCUGCCUCUCCCCUUAAACCUUCUCUGCAGUUGCAUUUUCUCAAUUAGAAAAAAAUGUUUCUUAAGUAUGAGGACAUAAAGCAAUGCCAACUUUACUGUGAUGAUUGAUAUAUCGUUUUACCAUACCACACCACACCACACCACCAUCAUCCGCUUGAUCCGAGAUCGGGUCGCGGGGGCAGUAGUUUUAGCAGGGAAGCCCAGACUUCCCACUCCCCAGCCACUUCAACCAGCUCUCCCGGCGGGAUCCCAAGGCGUUCCCAGUCCAGCCGAGAGACAUAGUCUCUCCAGCGUGUCCUGGGUUUUGUACGCCGGUGGGACAUGGGACAUGAUCUAUCGUUUUUUUUUUUUUUUUAAUUUUAUUGUUUAACAAAGUAUUCUUUCAAUUGAAGAUCCAUACUGCCUUGCAAAACUGUGAAAAUGGUCCAGAUCCCACAGGAAUGCCGCAAGGCAAGGUAAGUCUAAUUUGAUUGCAUAACAGAAGUAAUAGAAAGCGUUUGACAUUAACAGCAGCAAAACACAGUUAUUUGCAAUAGUAAAUAAAUAAAAAAAAAAGCACACAUAAAAUAUUUUAUAAAAAAGUCAUACAUUGCUUUUUGAAAGUAAGUAUAGCAGAGUACAUCGGUAACUCUUAUGUUCGGAGUACACUGUAGUAAACAAGUGUUUUUUUUUUUUUUUGUUAUUAGCCUGGAUUUAAAGUAGCUGAGAGAGUAGUGAAAUGACACAAUUUGCAGUUUGCAUGUAAACAUGUCCAAUGUCAGUCAAUGAAGAUAUUACGCUUACUUGGAACGUUGGAACCUUCUAGAAAUAAAGGCAGAGCUUGUCAGAUCACCCAACAUGCCAGCCGCCACCCACCGUUGAAUGACGAAGUUUGUGCCACAAAGAGGGUAAAAAAAAAAAAGAAAUCUCAUCUCUCAAAAGCAGACCUUUACGGACGUCUCAGCUUCAACUCUGAAUUCUUUGAGGCCUGUACAAAUCAUCUUCUAAUCAGUUAUUAGAUAGACAAGUUAUCAAUCAGAUAGACUCAGGUGUUUGUUUUGCACACACUCUUACUAUUACCUCGGUAGAACUUUCCAGUGUGAUGAACAGCAAAUAACAUAAUAAUAAUAGCAAAUAAGUUUGUAUUUAAUAAAAAGUAAAGGAAGAAUGCCAAACAGUACGUGAAUUUAGGAAAGUAAGAUACUACCGGAGAAGCACGAAGGGGAGGGCACACACAGCGGUAAGCAAGUCAAUCGUCCGACAAAGCUGAGACGCACCAGCAUCCUUAAAUACAGACGUGUACUCCUUACUGCAUCAUAAAGAAUUGAGAAUACAUGCAUAUAAAGAACUGAGAAUGCAAACAUGUCAUAAAGAACAACAACUGAGAACAAACACAUGACAGAUAACAACUGAGAACAAACACAUGACAACAAGGAAUCUACCUCCAUAGCAAUCAGAAAGCCUUUGAUACAACUUUAAAAGGAUUUCGAUUAGUUACAAGAAAACAAUGCCACCUCUAUAUAGAGGGUUGGGUACCAAAGCCAAGUAUCAAAUUGGUACCGGUUCCGAAGCAAUUGGUGUUAACGGAAUAAAUAAAAAUGAACAUUUCGCAGCAUCGUUGUGGUGCCUGAGUAUUUUUUUUUAACCUGCUCACUUGUUCUGUAAAAAGGUGUGACACACAACUGGUAUUGGAUAAAACCCAAACCAAGUCCAAGCCUUCAUAUAUACCAAUUUUCUGCAACAUAAGUAAUUCAGUUGCAUUCAGCGGCAUCUGCCAGCCGUCCACUUCUGAUGAGAUGCGCUGCAAUACCAGUUUUUCCUGUGAUGCGAUAAUUUCACCACAGAGCCUAGUCUCUCUCACCACCCAGCAGACCAGCGAGCUACCUGAAGGUGCUAUUUUUAGCCUCCGCAAUUGAGCGACAUUAUGGUGACAAGUCAACUUCAUGAAAAGACAAAAGAAAAAAAGACAGCAGAGACGUGAAGAAAAACAGAUGCUCUUCUGAAAUAUUUUCCAUCAACCUCUGUACAUCCUGGGCCAUCUUUUACACCGAACUUAUCCACAUCAGCACCAAGUCCAAGCCCACCAAGUCCAGGAAAGAAGUGCACCUUCCAGAAUAACUGUCAUAUGAUAGUGCAAUAGAUGCUUUUGCAUCAGUGAAGCCAAGUAUUUACAGAAGAGGCAGUGCCACAAAUCUGCAGCGUUCUACCAUGCCAUCACUUGUCAAGGAAAAUAAAACACAACAGAUGAUGGAGGACCCGUGGCAGAAGGCGUACGAUUUUGCCGUCGUAGUGGCCAGAAAAGCUGGGAUGGAAAUUAAAAAAGCCAGUGAGAGCGAAAUAAAGGUGAGGACAAAAAGCUCCACUGCGGACCUCGUCACAAAAACAGACGAAAAGGUGGAGAAGAUUAUUAUCACCUACAUCAAAGAGGAGUUUGGAGCUGACACUCACAGCUUCAUUGGCGAGGAGUCAGUGGCAAACGGCAAACCGUGCAUUUUGACUGACAAACCCACGUGGAUAAUCGAUCCUGUGGACGGAACCAACAACUUUGUCCAUGGGUUUCCCUUUGUGGCAGUGUCUAUUGCGUUCGCAGUUAAAAAAGAGUUGGAAUUCGGGGUGGUGUACAGCUGCUUGGAGGACAAGAUGUACAAAGCCAGGAAAGGAAAAGGAGCUUUCUGCAACGACAAGCAAAUCUAUGUGUCGGAUGUGCGAGAUAUCCAUAAGUCCAUCAUCAUGUCAGAGCACGGGACGGACAGGAGCCUGGAAAAGGUGACCAAGAUUAUCUCCACCAUUCAAAGGAUCUGUUGCAUUCCUGUUGAUGGGCUACGCAACCUUGGCUCUGCCGCCAUCAACAUGUGCCUGGUGGCGAGCGGGAGGGUGGAGGCCUUCUUUGAGAUCGGAAUCCACUGCUGGGACAUUGCAGCGGGGGCAGUGAUUGUGAGAGAAGCUGGCGGAAUUCUCUUGGAUGUAAAUGGAGGCCCAUUCAAUUUGAUGUCCAGAAGGUUGAUGUCGGCAAAUAAUGACGUUAUUGCUCAACGGAUCAUUGAGGAAAUUGAAAUAUUCCCUGUGGAGAGGGAUGACGUGGAGAAGUGAGAUCAUCUUCACACAGCUUUUUUGUUUCUGCAUGAACACACACAGAAAGACCAUCUCCCUUAUUUUCUGUAUUUUCUCACAA